AUUGUUAUUGAAGGUGAAAGACGAAGUUAUAUCUCAAUAUCAAUUGAUGAUGUUGUGAUAUCUGAUGAAAAGUGUCCUGGAAUAUAUUCUUUGAAUCCCGAUGUAACAUGUGACUUUGAAGACGGUCUCUGUGGGUACCAAUCAGAUCCAAGUGUUGAUGUUGACUGGAUAAGGCAGCAGGCUGAUGACGGAGUGUCCGGAGACGGACCUGACGGGGACCAUACAUUUGGAUUUGACUACGGAUAUUACCUAUGUGUUAAUCCAGAUACCACACCGAAACUUGCUGGACACAGGGCUAGAAUCAUAUCCCCACUUCAUAACUCAACUACAACUGAGCAAGACUAUUGUGUUCUGUUCUGGUACUAUGUUUCUGGUUCAAAUGCGGGAAAAUUAAAAGUGUUUGUCCAACAAAAUGGUAAAAAGAAGUUGAUGUGGAAUGUCAAAGACGACCAGGGUGAUUCGUGGCACCGGAGCCACUUUCAAGUAACUAACGAUGAUCCAUUUCAACUCAUCUUCGAAGCAAUUCGUGGACGCGGCACUGAGGGCGCUUUCUGCAUUGAUGACGUUCAAGUUUUAAAUGGAACUUGUCCAAUACUAUAUACGACUCCCACGCCCACGGAACCUCUACCGACUGAACGGAUUUGGCAAGUUGUAAGCCUACCAGAAGCUGGCUGUACAUUUGAGAAUGACUGUGGAUAUGGACCGUACGACGAGACGGGUGAGGCAUGGAUGGUCGUACCAGCGUACAGACGGCAUCCAAGAUACGACCAUACUAUUGGAGCUAAUGGACACUACUUGAGGGCAAGUAGACACGAUACAGGACUGCGAUACCGGUUGAGGACACCCUUUUUGUACAGCACCCACACAAACAACUGUUUAAUGUUUUACUAUCAAUGCUCAUCGUAUAGUUCGUGCUACUAUACGUUCCUCAACAUUUACACUCUCCAGCAAUCCGGCGGGGGAUCACUUAUUGACCCAAUCUGGUCAGCGGGGCAAACAACGAGUGCACGAUGGCUCAAAGUGCAAAUAGAUUUACCAACAACCGACGAUAAUUUUACGGUUGUUUUUGAGGCUGUAUCAUCUGGUAAUUAUGAAAUGAAGCUUGUUAUCGAUGACAUCACAGGAUAUACACAGAACACAGGAUACGGCCUUAACUGGAUCCGAAUCAAUGGAUCAACCCCAUCGUUUGACACUGGCCCAGAAAAUGACCAUACAUUUAGUACAGUAGACGGUCAUUAUAUUUACGUCGAGGCGUCUCCUCCGGCUUUCGAACGAGAACAAGCAGUAAUCAAUACUCCAACAGUUAGACACAUAAAUGGGCCUAUGUGCAUUACAUUCUGGUACAGUAUGCACGGAGAAGAUGUAGGUUCACUAACUCUACGCGUUAUAUCUGAGCAUUACAAUCGUUUUAUUUGGAGUCGAAAUGGGAAAGCUGGAGAGGGAUGGUUCCUAGCCAAUGUCGAUCUUGUGGAUGCUGCUUUCUAUGAUGAGCUUUACCAGUUACAAUUCACAGGAAGUAUUGGCCGUGGAUACAGAGGAGAUAUAGCCAUUGAUGACAUUAAACUUGUUCCAAACAUUUGUAAUCCACCCCCAAGUCCUCCUCCUGCAGUUACCCGUUCGUUUUGCUCAUUUAAAAACCACCCAUCCACUUGUAAUUACCAAAACCAAACGGAUGUACAGCCGUGGAAUUACCUAGACGUUUAUAGAUCUACUGAAGAAGGCAGUGUGGCAGUAAAGAUUUCUAAAGGAGAGAACUCUUUUUUAUAUGCUGACGCUCUUAGUGGACGUAAUGUUGUGAUUGUAUCGCCUAAAUUAAAACCAUCUAAGAUGGCUUGUCUACAGUUCUCAUACAUAAUAAAAGAAGACUUCGGUUUGACGAUCUACUUAGAUUAUACAUCAAGACGUGUGACGUCACUUUGGAUACAAAUGGCUCCUUUGUGGACACGAUAUUCAAAAGAAAUUAAACUGGAUACUGAAAAUGAGUUUUCAGCUAACUUUACCUUUGAGUUGACCCAUGACACAAUGUCGUUGUCUGUGAUCGUGUUAUCAGGCCCAGCAAGCUUCUGCAGCACUGAUACUGUCAAUUUUGUUCCUUAUACAGAGCCUACAGUUAUAGAUAAAUUAGACUGUGAUUUUGAGAGAGAUUGUGGCUUUUCCACCAACACUUCAUUAGCUAACGUCUGGCAACUAUCAAACAAGCAAACUUACAGUAGGCCUUCAUCUAACUUACCAAAUAUCGAUAAUACUUACGGAACACCAUCAGGACAUUACUACUACAUUUCAUUUCGAGCCGAUCAGCCGUUAACAGAUCGUAAUUUCCUGCGUACACCUUCAAUACAAAAAACUUCAAAUAAACGCUGCCUACAGUUUUAUUAUUAUCUCAACUCAAACGCAGCAUCACAUCUUAAUGUUUAUAUUGAUGACGAAUCUAGGCCUCCGAAAUGGUUUCCAAAGGAUCCAAUUUUUACGGCGAUAGGCAAGCAUGGAAACCGAUGGACGCUCGUCAAUGUAGACAUUGAGCAAACUAAAGGGAAUUAUUCGAUUGUAUAUGAGCCAAGAAGCGGAGGCGGGAAGUAUGCAGAUAUAGCAAUUGAUGACGUCUUGCUUUUUAAACAAAAGUGUGUUAAACUGGCUGAGAAAAAAUGGACUUCAACUAUUGAUUGCGACUUUGAAACUGAGAGUAUCUGCGGGUAUAAAAAUAUUCGCAGGCGCAGCUCGAAUUUUGAUUGGACUAGAAAUGGAGGUUCAACAAAAACACUAAAUACCGGACCAAGCCAUGACCACACUUAUGCAUUAAGUGACGUCAAAGAAGGAAACUAUAUGUACAUAGAAACGUCUCCUCCGCGUUUACCUUUGGAUGCAGCUGUACUAUCUAGCCCUCUCCUGCCAUCGUCUACUGAGUCCACGUGUCUGCAUUUCUGGUAUCACAUGAAUGGGGGGACAGUCGGUCGUUUGGAAGUAUACAGAAUGAUACCAGCUAUACAAGAGUAUAAACUGCUGUGGUCAAAAGAAGGGGAACAAGGUGAUAAUUGGAGAAAGGCUAUUGUACCACUGAACGUGAAGCGAUAUUUAUGGGACGGAUCCAAGGAGAUACUUGAUCACUCAAUGAAGGUGCAUUUUAGAGGGGUAGUUGGCUACGGAUACGAAGGCGAUAUCGCUAUCGAUGACGUAAAAGUUGUUGUCAUGUCAUGUGACCCACCUCCAGAGAGUCCUCCUGUUAACGAAACAGAUUGUGAUUUUGAAAAUGGCAUUCACAAAUGUGGAUUUGAAGAUAACGCUGGGGAUGAUGGAAGUGGUGGUGGCGGCGACGAAGCUACUCCGUUAGACUGGAACUUCUUCAAUGCAUCGUCUAUCGCCGAUAGUCAAGAUACAAUGUCAAACGAUACCAAGAGCAUACUAGCUCAGAAUCAAAGCUCCUACAUCUUUGCGGAAGCUGCUAACUUGAAAACUGGUCAGCGCAUCGUCGUUACCUCACCGGAUAUUGCUGCUCAGUCGGACCAUUGUCUACACUUUUCGUACGUAAACACUGGCGAUUUCAUUAUUGAUAUCUACAGCAGGUCAUCAUCGACAUCCAUAGAAACGAUCUACCAGCUACCCAGAGAACAUCAGGCAACAUGGCGAAAAAAGGCAAUCAACAUGUCCCCUCACGCAGACACUUUCAAAGUGAUAUUUGAAGGUGUGGUUGGCCGGGAAAAGACGGGCUUUAUGGCGCUGGAUGAUAUUAAAGUGGAGAAAGGAAAGUGUCCCACAGAAGUACCUGAAACUGUGGUCAUGAAGACACAAAAACAGCCGGGCGUCACGUCGUCAUUAAACGUUGUCGUUGUAACUUUUCUAUCAAUAUUCCUGGCAAUUUUUGCCUUGGCUCUUUUUGUGGUACUAGCUUUCGUAUAUUUUUGGAAAGGAAAAAAGCGUUCCGUUGAUUUAAUAGACGAAUGCAACAAAGAUGAUGAGAUGAAAAAAACUGAAACUGUCGAACUUGCGUAAGGGCUAGUAGUUGGUGAAUUGAUCAAACUAGGACUAUGCCUCAAGUUUGUUGACUUACGGUUAUUACUAUGCUCCUUAGAUAUUUUUAAUAGUAGGCCUAAGUAAUACAAAAUAGCUAGUUCUAUGUAAUUUUUUAGGAGGUCAAUCAUUGAUAAUAGGCGAUCAUAUUCGAUCAUCCAUUUUAUGAAACAAUAAGCCAAUUAGUAGUUAGAUGUGCGCAUGCUCGUCCAGGAAUAAUCGACAUAAACCUAUGUUGUGUGUAUGGUGUUUAUGUCGAUUGACCCUUAUACUAGCAUGCGCAGUCCUAACUGCGGUAUUAACAAAUACGGCGACCUAGAAAUAAUUUUAACCUAUGAUUGCAUGAUGUAAUCUGUUAUACUUAACUGAUUGAUAUUGAAACUAAGUUUAGUUUAAGACGAAAGUGUGUAUGUGUUAUACACAGAAUCAUUUUACUUAAAAAAUUGAUGUUAGGUUUUUGACAGCACGAGGCGCACACUGUGCUAACAACAUUGAAUAUCAUGUCAUUGGUGUGAUUGGCAAAGACAUGUUUAGCAGGAUGCGUAUAAUUUAGUUUAAGUAGCUUGUUUAAACAAUAUUGUAAGUUAGUUUUAUAGUGUUAAUUUACGCUGAUCGGCACUCUGUAAGGGUCCAUUUUGUCAAAUAGAGUUAUCUGCGCGCGCGCAGACUUCCUUGUCCUCUGAAAUAUGACAUCACUAUUAUUUUGUAUGCCAAUGCUGUUUAUAAUAGUUCACUUAGUUACUAGGCCUAUCAUAUAAAUAAAGUAUGAAACAAUGAAAUACUA
This is a messenger RNA of Anneissia japonica, 4786 nucleotides long. Its product is annotated as MAM and LDL-receptor class A domain-containing protein 1-like. The record is from RefSeq and is a predicted model, not a curated record. The transcript has 20 exons. The annotation marks the transcript as partial. NCBI's taxonomy places the organism in Eukaryota, Metazoa, Echinodermata, Crinoidea, Comatulida, Comatulidae. Gene Ontology annotation, cellular component: membrane.